AUGGCACGCAGAGAGCUUAUCGCUAAUAAGAUUCAGAUAUUUGACGAUAAUCCCAGAAAUUUUUACGGUUGGAAAGAAUCCUUCAAGAAUAUGAUACGAGACAUUCAUCUUACCCCUAGCGAAGAGCUAUCGCUCAUCAUAGAGUAUACCAGCAACGAAUCAAAGAAACUUGCUCAACAGCUUCGAAACGCAUAUAUCAACAAACCCACUGAAGGCGUGGAGAUACUAUGGCAAAAACUUAGUCAGCGGUUUGGUUCUAACGCGGUUAUAACUGAAGUACAUUUGAACAAACUGAAAGAUCUGCCCAAAAUCGGAUUUAGAGAUAACAAGAAACUCCAAGAACUCGGAGAUCUGCUUUUAGAAUUACAGUGUGCUAAGAAUGAUGGCGGAUACAGAGGCCUCAGAAUCCUCGACGAGCCCCUUACAUUAUUAAACCUGUCAAUAGAGAGGUUAAGAUACCCGGGUUCCGUUUACGGGUACGAGUAUCGCCAUUUUGUUUUCCAAUUUUUGCUGCUGUCAGCAUUUUUACUCGUAAUUUCUACCCGUUUCCCCGCGGUAAACCAUGGUCUACACGUAAAGGACAAACGGGUACGGGUGAUUUCUGUUUACUAUUUGUGGGCCGUUUAAAAAGUAAAAAGUUUCAACAUCUUAUCCAAAAAAAUAACGAACAUAUGCUCGUCAAAGUUUUCAACAAUCUAUGGCGAACUUCAACAGCGAAAGUUACCAUUCUCUGAUAGGUUUACUCACGCCGGAAUAACUUGGAUUUCUUAAGUUACAAGUCGUUGCCCGAUUUAUGGGCACGGGUACGUGUAUAUCACCCGUACCCGUAAACCGGAACCGGGGUAUCUUAACCUCUCUAUUGCGAAGCUCCCUGGCGAUAUCCAAAGCAGAUGGCAAAAGCACAUCUUUCGAUAUAAGAAACAACAAGCCGAGGUGGACUACCCGCCAUUUUCCGAGUUUGUCACCUUCAUCCAGGAGUUGUCUCUCGAAAGAAACGAUCCUAACCUGAUCAUAGAGCUUCCCGAGAAGAAGAACACAGGUAUGCGAAACCCGAGCUGGCGACAAGAAAUUAGUGUAAAGAAGACUGAGAUCGAGGCCCAAGAUCGCAGAGUCGGACACGAUCCCCCACCUCGUAACCCUACGAACUGGUGCAUUGUCCACCAUAAAGGACACCCAUUAAGCAAGUGUAAAGCCUUCCAAGCCAAGCCACUCGAUGAAAGAACCACAAUACUAAGAAAGAACAGAGUAUGCUUUCGCUGUAUCGCAUCGUGCGAUCACCUUGCGAAGGACUGCAAGGCCAAGGUUGUGUGCACCGAAUGUGGAAGCAACAAACACCUCGUCGCACUACACGUCGACGUUGAGCAAAGGCACGGCCGGGAGCAGGUAGCAAAUAAAGACCAACCCGAUGAUGGCGCUAACCCUCGACAAAACCAGCACGCGGGAGAGAUCACAACCAAAUGCACCGAAAUAUGUGGGAGUUCCCCCGGUGGGAAAUCAUGCUCAAAAAUCUGCCUAGCCAACAUAUACGUUACCGGACAUCCAGAAACCAAAGUGAAGGCGUACGUGGUAAUCGAUGAUCAGAGUAACAGUUCUCUAGCAAAAUCCGAACUGCUUGAUCGCCUAAACGUUCACGGUCAAGCAACCUCGUAUUCGCUUAGAACAUGUGCCGGAACAACUCAGAUUCGAGGAAGAUGCAGCAAAAAUCUCGUCGUAGAGUCUGUGGACGGUAAUAAAAGUCGAACAUCAGUCGAACAUCAUCGAAUGUAACGCGAUCCCUGAUUCUGAACAAGAAACACCUUCGCCAGAGGUAGCCCGAGCUCACCCACACCUACACGAAAUUGUUGACGAAAUACCAGAGAUCCGUGGCGACGUAGACAUCCUACUGCUCAUCGAUCGGAAAGCUCUUCCACUUCAAAAGGUUCACAAAUCCCGUAACGGACCUAGAAACGCCCCUUGGGCUCAGCGUCUUGAUCUAGGAUGGGUCAUCAUCGGCAACGCUUGCCUGGACGGAGCUCACACACCGAAGCCUUCCUGUUACAAAACAAACGUUCUCGAAAGUGGCCGACCAUCAAUCUUUUCACCCUGCCCUAAUCGUUUCCACAUCAAGGAAUACACAUCACCGUUCCUGCCGUCCCCUACGACGGAAAUAGCGACCAAAGGAAAGAGACAUUCGAAAACGGAAACUUUGACGAUGACCUAGCAGCCAAAGUGUUCGCAAGUUCGAAGGACGACAACAAACCUGGUCCCUCCAUGGAAGACAGGAGAUUUGUCAACAUAAUGGAACACCAAAUGGUCAAAAUCGAGGCAGUGAACUGA
Molecule: messenger RNA, 2316 nt
Organism: Paramuricea clavata
Lineage: Eukaryota; Metazoa; Cnidaria; Anthozoa; Malacalcyonacea; Plexauridae
Source: the annotation of a GenBank genome assembly